Messenger RNA from Contarinia nasturtii (swede midge), 1308 nucleotides. RefSeq names its product hsp90 co-chaperone Cdc37-like. NCBI's taxonomy places the organism in Eukaryota, Metazoa, Arthropoda, Insecta, Diptera, Cecidomyiidae. Bases 97 to 1233 code for a protein of 378 amino acids. Gene Ontology annotation, biological process: protein folding; protein stabilization. The transcript is spliced from 9 exons. Gene Ontology annotation, molecular function: protein-folding chaperone binding; protein kinase binding; heat shock protein binding. The record is from RefSeq and is a predicted model, not a curated record. Gene Ontology annotation, cellular component: cytoplasm.
AACACUCACUCUAUUAUUCUGGGAAUGACUUUUCUAGAAUAAGUUGUUUGUCGUGCACCUUAGUCAAAACAUUUGAAGAGAAAAACCGGUCGCAAAAUGGUCGAUUACAGCAAAUGGAAAGAUAUUGAGAUUUCGGAUGAUGAAGAUGACACCCAUCCAAACAUUGACACACCAAGUUUAUUCAGAUGGAGACAUCAGGCUCGAGUUGAACGCAUGAAUGAGCAAGAGAAAAAGAAGCAAGCAAUCGAAAAUGAGCGUAAAAAUAAUCAAAAGCAAUUGGAAACAAUUCAACAGGAGUUGAAAAACUGUAGCGGAAAUGAAGAGAAAUUGUCACAACUUCAGGCAAAAUUGAAGGAGGUUGAAUCAAAAAAGAGCGAAUUGAAUUCCAAAUUUGAUGAGUUACGCUUACAAGAAAAGAAAACACCAUGGAAUGUCGAUACAAUUUCCAAACCAGCUUUUUCCAAAACGAUUAUCAAUAAAACAACGAAACGAUCAGACGAUGAUCUGACCGAAGAAGAAAAGGAAGUUCGUAUGCGCGAUUUUGUUAAGGAUAAUAAAAAAUUGCUCGAACAAUUUGGUAUGCUGCGCAGAUAUGAUGAUUCGAAAAAGUACCUCUUGGACCAUCCUCAUCUCGCGUGCGAAUCCACAGCCAACUACCUCGUUAUUUGGUGCAUUAAUUUGCAAAUGGAAGAGAAAACCAGCCUUAUGGAACAUGUUGCGCAUCAAUGCAUUUGCAUGCAAUAUAUUUUGGAAUUGGCCAAACAACUUGAUGCCGAUCCACGUGCAUGCAUCGGUCCGUUCUUUGAUCGAAUCCAAGUGGCUGACAUUGAAUAUAAAAAACACUUUGAUCUUGAAGUAGAAUCAUUUAAGGAGCGCAUCAAGAAACGUGCACUGGAGAAAAUCGAAGAUGCACUCGCCGAACAAGAAGAAGAAGAGCGUAAGCAACGUUUAGGUCCAGGUGGUCUCGAUCCAGUCGAAGUCUUUGAGUCAUUGCCAGAGUCGCUUCAAAAAUGUUUCGAAAGUCGUGACAUUGCCUUAUUGCAAGAGACAAUUAAAACGAUGCCAGAAGAUGAGGCCAAACUUCACUUGAAGCGUUGUGUUGACUCUGGUUUGUGGGUACCGGAUGCAUCGAAGGUUGAAAAAGACGGCGAAACAAGUGAAGCCGAUGAUGGUGCAGCUGCUUCCAGUUCAUCCGAUGCCAAACCAAAAGUGUCAACCGAAGAUGUUGACUAAAUAUCAACAUUUGACAAGUCGUCUUAAAAUAAGUUUUAAAUAAAUCAAGUUUUCUUUUUUUCGAUUUUACAUAAA